GUCGCGCGGGCCGGCGCGACCAGGUGGCGGGGCGGGGGGCGGGGGGGAGCCGCUCGCGUGCGCGCUCCCGCCUCCAGGGCCGCGCCGGGGCCUGAGGCGGGAGCCGGUCCGCGCGCCAAGGAGCCGCCGAGUCCGGGCCCCGCGCGGCCCCCGCAGGUCGCGCCGGCCCAGGGACACGGACGGGAGGCGGCGCGCGCCGGCCACACCCGCGCGGCGGGCAGCGCUCGGGGGCUGUCACCGCGCCUCCAUCUUGGAAGGGACGCGGCGCCCGGCCGCGCGCAGGCAUGGCCUUCAGCCCCUGGCAGAUCCUGUCCCCCGUGCAGUGGGCCCGCUGGACAUGGUCGGCCGUGCGCGGCGGGGGCGCCGCGGGGGACGACAGCCGCGGGCCCGAGGGCGAGCCCGAGGAGGAGGACUCGCAAGCCGAGACCAAGUCCUUGAGUUUCAGCUCGGAUUCUGAAGGUAAUUUUGAGACUCCUGAAGUGGAAACUCCCAUCAGGUCACCUCCCGAGGAGCCCUGUAAUCCAGCCUCGGGAUUGACAGCACCUGGGGCCAGAACCCAAGAAUCCCAAGAAGCCGAUGAACAGCUUGUAGCACAAGUGGUUGAAAAAUGUUCGUCCGGAGAUUGUUCUGGGCUCUCAGAAAAUGAGGUAUCACAGCAGGCUGUCAGGUCUUGCUCAGUCAAGGGUUUUAAAGAAGAGCCUGAACCAGGAGUCAACAAGAUUUCCAUAGUGAGGCCAUUUUCAAUAGCAACCAAGAAUCCUGUGACUGCCCCACCAGCCCUUGGAGCAAAUACAUCUUAUGGCUGUGAAAGCUCAGACUCAGGAGAAGUGUUGCCCUCCGGUCCGCAGGAAACUGUCCAAGACAAGGCAAUGACAGAAGACAGCAUGGGGGUCAUGCUGGACGCGUCUGCGGAAGCUGACCUGAAGGCUGACAGCAGCUUGGAACCUGCGACCUGCAGGAGUAAGCUCAGAAAACCCAAACCUGUCUCCCUGAGGAAGAAAGCCUUUGCUUGUGAGUUGCCAGCAUCGGAUGCUCCUCUGGCCUCCUGUCAGUUCAGUGCAGAAGUGGAUGGGAGCGUAAAGCCUUUGCCGGAAGGUUCCAGGCUCCAGAAAUCGCCCGCCGACUUGCAGGAGACAUUUAAGGCUCCCUGUAGCAACGCCAAUGAUUCGGGGGUGGGGCUGCUGGAGGAAUCAAGGGGUCCACCCCUCAAACUUGAGUUUGAUUUCACAGAAGACGGGGAAGCUGUCGAGUCCAGAAAAGCCCUUCCGAGGAAACUUGGCAGGAAGCUGGGUAGCAAGCAGCCCCCCAGGGUCCAGAAAGAUGGCACCAGAGGUGCAGAGCAGCCUCCUGCCCCGGCCUCAGAAGACCCCCCUCUCUCCCCAGCACCUUCCAAGCCAGAUUCCAGCCAGUGGGACCAUGCCUUCAGCGGGACCUCAGCAGGACAGUCUGCGCUGCAGAACUCCCCUCCCCUCUCCUCCAAAGGAUCCUACCACUUUGACCCAGACAACUUUGAGUCCGUGGAUCCCUUUAAACCAGCCACAGCUUUUCCCAGCAAUGACUUUUGUUCUCCUGCCGCUAAUCAUGUUAAUGAAAUCUUAGAGUCUCCCAAGAAGGCCAAGUCGCGGUUAAUAACGACUACUGAACAAGUGAAAUUUCUCUGUUUUCUGUUGAGUGGCUGUAAGGUGAAGAAGUAUGAAACUCAGGCUCUUGCUUUGGAUGAAUGCUCUCAGGAUGAAGGUGGCUCAGUCUUCCAGACUUCAGACAUUUCUAAUAGAGAUGGCCACGCAACUGAUGAGGAGAAACUGGUGUCCACUUCUUUUGGUCAGAAAUCAGCCGGGCCCGAGGUGAAAGGUGCAGAGAAAGAGGCCAGCCUGACGACAGGAAAGGAUGGCCCGGCCUUGCCUGGACUGCCUGAUUCCCCGGAGAAGGCCCCUGUGUCCGUGGCCUGUGGAGGGGAGAGCCCCUUGGAUGGCAUCUGCCUCAGCGAGUCAGAUAAGACCGCCGUGCUCACGCUGAUAAGAGAGGAGAUAAUCACUAAGGAGAUAGAAGCAAAUGAAUGGAAGAAAAAAUACGAAGAAACCCGCCAGGAGGUCUUGGAGAUGAGGAAAAUUGUCGCUGAAUAUGAAAAGACCAUUGCCCAAAUGAUUGAAGAUGAGCAGAGGACAAAUAUGACCUCCCAGAAGAGCUUCCAGCAGCUGACCAUGGAGAAGGAGCAGGCCCUGGCUGACCUGAACUCCGUGGAAAGGUCACUUUCUGACCUCUUCAGGCGAUAUGAGAACCUGAAAGGCGUUCUGGAGGGCUUCAAGAAGAAUGAAGAAGCCUUGAAAAAAUGCGCUCAGGAUUACUUAGCCAGAGUUAAGCAGGAGGAGCAGCGGUACCAGGCCCUGAAAAUCCACGCAGAAGAGAAACUUGACAAAGCCAAUGAAGAGAUUGCGCAGGUUCGAACCAAAGCGAAGGCCGAGAGUGCAGCGCUUCACGCUGGGCUGCGGAGAGAGCAGAUGAAGGUGGAAUCGCUGGAGAGGGCCCUGCAGCAGAAGAACCAAGAAAUUGAAGAAUUGACGAAGAUCUGUGAUGAGCUGAUUGCAAAGCUGGGAAAGACAGACUGAGUCUCCCCAUUGGCUUGGCAGGUCUGCGUUUGGCUGCUUCUCAUGACCACAGUUAUCUUGCCUUAUUCAGGAAUAAUUGCCCCUUUGCAGAACAAAAAAGCAAACCCACACGGGGAGGGGGGGGAAAGCACAUGGCUACUGCUGCCUGUCCUGCUUUGCGACCAGCGACACAGCCUGGGAAGGGGCGGCAGUAUGUAAGAUCACUCAAGGAGGGCAGCCUGGCCACGCACCUCCUUCCCCUCCACGGCCCAGCUCAGCUGCUGCUGAGAUGCAGUUCCUGGUUUCUCUGGCUUCAAUUUGUUUCAAGGUCACCUUUACAUUUUGGACUGUGUUACUUUUGUGAUUUUCGUCAGUACUGUUUAGGAUUAUCUCUGACUUCUUAGUGACCUGUUUAUUUCAUCUUUCAGUUUACUUAUUUAGUUUUGGAGUUUGGGACCACACCUGGUGGCACUUGGGGCUCCCGGUGGCCCUGUGCUCGGGUCACUGCCAGAGAUGCUCAGCGGGGGUCAUGUGGUCCUGGGGCAUCAAAGCCAGCCUCCUGCAUGCGGAGCCUGUGCCCCACCCUUUUAGCAUCUCUCUGACUCUCCCAUUUCAUCCCUUAAAUGUAACUUUCCACAGUAAUGACUUAAUUUGAGAUCAUUUGACUUCUUGGUACUUCCAGUUUAUGAACAAGAGAGAACUCUCCCCGUACCCAUUUGCACACAUGCACCUCUGCUGUGCUGCAGAUUUUCCCGAGGCAUAAUCAGAUAAGAACUUCUUUACAGAAGAGCAUAGUUCUGUAAAUUUAGUAGGAUCCUGUUUCAGAAUUGAAGGGGAGGGAUUGACAGUGAUUGAGGAGACCCUAGGUUUGUGUCGCAUUACUGGAACCGCAGGCUCAGGUCUUAACACCUAGGGAAGGUUUUCUUGCUUUUUCAUGUUGCCCUGUUUGGAAACUUCUCAACCUUGGGAGUGUAGCUACACUGGGGUUCAUUCCCCAGGUCAUGUCCGCUUUUCACACUAGCCCACCAGACUCCCUCAAGAGUUUGGGUUUGUCAAGUCUUUCCUGCAGACAGGGGUCUCCUCUGUCUCCACUGGUUGUGACAGAACCAACAUUUACUCUUUAUUAACCUCCUAAUUUAAAUAUGCAAAGAAAAUAUACUUGUCAAAGGUAUAGAUGAUCUUAUUUCCAAGGUCAUUUAACUUUCAGAGCAAUUAUAAGGUGAAGGAGCAGUUGGUAUUUUAUUUGUAUGAUGCAUUUUUAUUCAGAUGUUUCUUCGUAAAGGCGAAAAACCUCUCAAAUUUAAGAUAAUAGAAUUUUUGGCAAAAUGGGCAGUAAAAGUCACGUGGGCCGCUCCAAAACAGUGCAGUGUGCAUACUCUCGAAGACCACGUGAGGCCCGCGGGAGGGUGUGUCCUCAGAGCUGCACUCCUUACCCUCGAGCUGGAUGUGGGUCAGAGUGCUGGUGUACAUGAAGACAGGACAGAGAUUUUCUGUGUGAUUCCAGUGACUUUCUUUCCAUUUGAUAGGUACAGCCAAAUUCAUGCAGAUGUUUUUAAUCACUCUUUUGUCUUAAUCUACACCCUGAAAGUCUUCAUGGUGACAUGCACUAUGUGUAGUACACAGAAGCUUUCGUCUUUUCCUGUAAAACUAUUGCAUGAUCCAACUUCAGCAAUGAAUUGUGCCUAGUAGAGAACCUUAUAGAUCUUUAAAAAUGAAGUUUUUUUUUUUUAACAGUGUACUAUUCACGUGGGUGCAAUCUUUAGCCUAGGGAGAUCAAUAAUGUCUCUUAAAGCCAGAAAUUGCAUUUUGCCGGUAUGUAUUUCUCAUAAUUGGUGCUUAGGCUCUAUUUUAUAAAAGCCUUUUGUCUUAACAUUUUGUACAAAAAGAGAAGGGUAGAAACGAUCUAUAAUUGGAGGAGUGGCUGGACAAUCAUUUGGGCUUUGAGAGCAGCUGCUGUACUAAAGUGAGAGCUGUGCGGGGGCAGGGGGGGGGGGGAGGGGGGUCGAGGAGAGAACAAGGGGGCCCUGGGGCCGUGACAGGCUCCUCCUUUCAGCCCUCUCCUACUAAGGAAACUGAGUUUUCAGACAGAAAUGCUGCUAAACCUCUGCACUGCUGUGUUUGGUGGCAUAGCCAUGUUUACUUCAUUUAUUCUGUGUUGAGCAUGAAAAGCUUAUAGUGAUCUCCAUUAUAAAUCUGUACUCCUUUUUAAAACCUUCUUGUAUAUUAAAAAAAAAAAGUAGCUGUAUGUUGAAAUAGAGGUGACAGCAGUUCUUUCCUAGUGCAAAGGAUGAAGGUGGAGCAGACCUCUUAGACCCUAGAGAAGUAGUACAGCAGAACAAACAUCACAGAAGGGUCCUUGUCAGCCCUGACCAUCCCAAGGGCACGCUCUUCAUUCUAACUUCAUAGACAGAUAUUCUCCAGCAAGGGUCAGGGAGCUGCCUCAGAGAGCACAUGCUUUGCAUGCAGGAGGCCUGGGUUUGUCCCUGACAUCCCAUGGACCCCUGAACAUUGCCAAGAGCAAUCCCUGCAGAGUGGGACAUAACUCCCAGGAACCCUCAGGCAUGGUCCCCAAACCACAACAAAUUCUUAAAAAUUUAAAAAGAAUGAAAAUGGGGCCAGAGAGAGAGAGCAGGCAAGGCUCUGGCAUUUUAUGUGGCCAGCCCUGGUUCUGUCCCCGGCACUGCAUACAAAUGGACCCCGGGGUGGUCCAGAAACCAAAGUGGGAGGAAAAUAUGUAGCUAUAGAGCCAGUAAAUCAGGCAAAUCUGAGGGACCAGGGAGUCUUCAGAGGUCUGGGCGUAUCACUGCAUGUGAGAACCCUAACUCUGGUCUCCCGCACCACCUAUGCGGGAGUAGCCCCUGAGCACCACAAUGGGUGCUCCCUCCCUCCCCACAAAUUAAAAAAAAAAAAAAAAACAGCAAAAAACAUACUGGGCAGAGUAGAAUAUGUUUACUUUUCUUGAAAAUGGGGCCAGAGAGAUAAUACUCAGCUAAGGCACUUGCCUUGCACUUAGCCAACUUGAGUUUGAUUGCUGGCAUCCCAUAUGGUCUCCCGAGCCCCGCCAGGAGUAAGCCUGAGCACUGCCGGGUGUGACCCCCCAAACCAAAAACAUCAUUUGAAAAGCUGUUUUAGAACUCUGCCUAGUGGGGAGGUGAGGUACUUGCCUUGCAUAAGGCCAACCCCGGUUCCAUCCCUGGCACCAAUGCCAGCACUGCAUAUGGUCCCACAAGCACUGCCUGGGGUCAUCCUUAGAGCAGGGUGAGGAAUAGUUCUGAGCACUACCAAGUGUGGCCCCCAAGCCUCCAGCCCUUCUCUAACACCCCCCCCCCCAAAAAAAAAAGGAAUUCUGCUUCCAAUUUCGCACCAAAACAUAAGACCAAAAUUACUUGGUAACAAAAUAACAAGCCUGGGAGUUGGAGACCUAGUACAGGGGGUAAGGCACUGGUCUGGCACAUGACUGACCCUGGUUUGAUCCUGGCACUGCUUGUAGUCUUCCAAGCACUUCCAGGAGGGAUCCCUGAGUCCAGAGCCAAGAGUAAGCCUGAGCACCGCCAUGUGCAGCCAGAAUAAAUAAUAAGUCUUGUUACCCAGGUGAAAGGUGCCAGGGGAAGCAGACGCCUCUGGGUGCACGGCUGGAGAGGUAUUCGGUGACCUGGCCGAGACACUGCAGUACUGGACUUUCAGGGUGUAGGCUGGUAGUUUACUUGGAGGGUUUAGUGUCAGACAGACAGUUUAUCACCCAGUUGGCCCAUCACUUCCAGUCAGGCCUCCCAACAGUGACUUUAUUUGGAGAAUCUCCUGGAAGUCAGUGUGAGAUUGUACUGGAAGUAACGAGAAGCCCGCUGCUCUGUGUGCUUUCAGCUCCCCAGACCCCGGCCCAAAUUAGGCAGUGAAGUACAUGAUGGUGAGAAGCAGGAUUUGACAGCCUUCUGAGGUGAUGGCAGCUAAGGGAAGAGGUACAUUACAUUUUGGAGGAUAACUCCAGCUGAAUUUUCUCUCCAGCCUAUUUCCUUUUCUACCUGCCCCAUUCUUGGUGUGACUCAAAUGGGUACUUUGAUGGUUAGCAGCCUCCAGUUAGUACCAGCUGGUUACAAAUGCCACAAAUGUUCUCAACUUGACAAAAACCAGCCUGAGGAAAGCUCUCCUUCUAAACAAAUAAUCCAUAGGGCUUGAUGGUAGCUCUCAAACUUAAAAUUAGAGUUUAGAAAAGCAGGCUUUGAUGAGUCAUACAUACACUAUUGGACAUAAUUCAGUGCAUCCUUUCUCAAUAGAGUAAAAGUUCACUUUUUGUUUUCUCAGUUUCCCCUGCAAUAGCCACCUUAUGACUUACCCACGAAUGUUGCAUCUUUGUCAUGUUAUAACCGUCUGGAUCUGCACACAAACUUGAAACAGUUUCUUCAUCUUGGGAAGAAACUGGGUAUUGAAAGAUUAAAUGGUUCAGGCAAAGGGUUUCUUGUUUUCAUUUUUCCAUUAAAAAUUUUUUUUUUCUCUUGGGGCCAGGAAUCCAAUCUAGGGCCUCAGACAUGCAAAAGGGAUUUUAAAUUACAGAUGUAUAUAUACUGAAGAAUUUAAGAGAUAGCAGAUUAUUGCUUGCUUAUUACAGAAUAGAGUCUGGAAUCCCAGAAUGUCAAGCCAAAGGUCUAAGAUGUCAUCAUCUUCGCCAAUGUUAAUAAAUAUUUUGAGGAGAUUUCUGCCCCAAAAAUAUUGGCCUCCAGGUUCUGGUGUUAUUUUGUUUUGUUUUGUUUUACUCUUUUUCUUUAAAAACAAAACAAAACAGUUUACCACUCAAACCUUGAGUCUCCCAUAUAGUAAAAAUAAAAUAAUAGAUAUAAUAGACUUUAUCUCUAUGGCUGGAAGAUAAUAAACUGCAGCUUUUUCAGUGAAGAUCACUCCCUAUUACCCAGAGCUAAGCAUUCUGGAGACUAAAGAUUGCACUUUCGUAGUAUUUUUGUCCAAAUGCAAUCCCAUUUCUGUGCCUCUUAGCAUGCAGUUAGAUUUGGACAAACAAGAUUCCUAAGGAAUGACUAUUAACUAUAAUAUGGUUACGGCUAUUACAAAUAUAAAUAUAUAUAUAUAUUCUGGCUAUAGUUCUAACACAGAGGUGUUGUGUGCGAUGCUGGCCUGUGACAGCCUGAGAAACUUCUUUGGAGGAGAGAGGCCAGGCAUGGAGCUGAGGUGUGGCUCAAUCAUCCCUGUAGCAAUUCUUCACUUUGAAAUGUCAAGGUCCCACUUCUGCCUUCCAGUGGUACCUGAACUAGACUCCAAACAGUGUUUCCUGGUCAUGUUGUUAAUCGAUAUUCUCUAUUUAGGAAUCAAUUUUACCAGUGGACACACAAAAAUUUGAACUCUGAAACCACACCGAGUACAGGGACAGGGCCCUUGAGGCUGUCCCACAUCCCAGCUUCCAUCUGGGGCCUACUUACUUGUCCAAUGGGUUAGGAUCCAGGCAUUUCUUUGAAAUCUCACACGUAGCAGUGAACUUUUCAGAAGUGUGUUUGCCAAUAGAGACCAUUUGUACUAAUGUGCCAACCAGUAGCUGUUGCUAGCACACCUGCCACUGUGUUCCCAUGGGUGCCAUGAAGUGUGUGAGGAGCCUCUUGUCCGGAGGAGCGUCGCUGCAUUGACUACUGCUAUCAGGAUUGUGGUGUGUAGAAAGUCAUCUACAUAAAUUUUAUAUGCACAGUAAUUUCCCUUUUAUAUGUCAGGUAAAUAUUUGUAAAAGUUAUACUCACACAAAUGAAAUUAUUAUAAUGAUUACUAAUAUAUUUUUUUCCAUGUUUCAUUGCCUGAAUAAAAACUGUUUAUCACUGUUAAA
Molecule: messenger RNA, 8400 nt
Organism: Sorex araneus (European shrew)
Lineage: Eukaryota; Metazoa; Chordata; Mammalia; Eulipotyphla; Soricidae
Gene: TACC1
Product: transforming acidic coiled-coil containing protein 1
Exons: 14
Coding region: 285-2606 (773 amino acids)
Biological process (GO): mitotic spindle organization; cerebral cortex development; cell population proliferation
Cellular component (GO): cytoplasm
Source: RefSeq, a predicted model, not a curated record